This is a messenger RNA of Salarias fasciatus (jewelled blenny), 3538 nucleotides long. It is a transcript of the gene erp44, whose product is annotated as endoplasmic reticulum protein 44. The coding region runs from base 82 to 1317 and encodes 411 amino acids. The record is from RefSeq and is a predicted model, not a curated record. Gene Ontology annotation, biological process: protein folding. Gene Ontology annotation, cellular component: endoplasmic reticulum-Golgi intermediate compartment; endoplasmic reticulum membrane. Lineage: Eukaryota; Metazoa; Chordata; Actinopteri; Blenniiformes; Blenniidae. The transcript has 11 exons. Gene Ontology annotation, molecular function: protein disulfide isomerase activity.
UUUCCUGCUGCAGAGAGAAGAGCGGCGUCGAGACAGACCGGGAAGACUGAGCACCACCUCCCACUAUAACUACACUAUACAAUGAAACUGUUAGCAAUAUCUCCCUCUCUCGAUAUCUGCUUCGUCACAGUUGUACUGCUGGUGAUGGGCCUCUCUACUCCUGGACAAGCAGAGAUCACCAGUUUAGACUCGGGCAACAUUGAUGACAUCCUAAAUAAUGCUGGGGUGGCAUUAGUUAACUUUUAUGCAGACUGGUGCAGAUUCAGUCAGAUGCUCCAUCCAAUUUUUGAGGAGGCGUCUAACAUAGUCAGGGAGGAGUUUCCGGACACCAAGCAGGUGGUGUUUGCUCGAGUCGACUGUGACCAGCAUUCGGACAUAGCCCAGCGAUACCGCAUCACCAAGUAUCCCACACUGAAGCUGUUCCGCAACGGGAUGAUGAUGAAGAGGGAGUACAGAGGCCAGAGGUCGGUGACAGCCAUCGCCGAAUUCAUCCGCCAGCAGCAGGUCGACCCAGUGAAAGAGAUGCACUCGUUGGAGGAGCUCAACGCCCUGGAUAGGGGCAAAAGAAACAUCAUUGGUUACUUUGAUAAGAAGGACUCUGAAAGCUAUCACACGUAUGAAAAAGUUGCCAACAUCCUUCGAGACGACUGCACGUUCCUGGCUGCCUUCGGUGCCGUCUCUGAGUCUGAGCGCUUCAGUGGAGACAAUGUGAUUUACAAACCUCUGGGCGAAAACAUUCCUGACAUGGUCUACCUCGGCUCACUCACCAACUUCGACCUGACGUACGCCUGGGCCCAGGACAAGUGUGUGCCUCUGGUUAGGGAGAUCACCUUCGAAAAUGGAGAGGAGCUGACAGAAGAAGGGAUCCCUUUCCUCAUUUUGUUCCAUAUUAAAGAAGACACAGAGAGUUUAGAGAAGUUCCAGCAAGAAGUAGCUCGCCAGCUCAUCAGCGAGAAAGGCUCGAUAAACUUUCUUCACGCGGACUGCGACAAGUUCCGCCAUCCUCUGCUGCACAUUCAGAAAACACCAGCCGACUGUCCCGUCAUCGCCAUAGACUCAUUCCGACACAUGUAUGUCUUCCCAGACUUCAAAGACGUCAACAUCCCUGGCAAACUGAGACAGUUUGUUUUGGACCUCCACUCUGGUAAACUUCACAGAGAGUUCCACCACGGCCCUGACCCCACAGACAGCACGCCCGGACAGCAGGAGGAUUUGGGCGGCGUCGCAGCCAGCAGUCCUCCAGAGAGCUCGUUCCAGAAGCUGGCGCCCAGCGAGACCCGCUACACCAUCCUGGGACGGGACCGCGACGAGCUGUGACCCCAGCGGCCUUCCAGCGGUCCUGUGACUGAAUGCCACGCCCCAGGGUCAAGGGGGGGGGGUUGGGUUGGGACAGGCCAGCGGGACAGAACAGCAACACCCAACAACCCUUACUGAAGAAAGAGCAUCGGAGAGAGAGAGAGUGAAGGAGGAAGACGGAUGAAGAGGAGGGAAGAACAACGGGAGGUGGUGGAGAGUGCAGUCCAUGACACAGCCAUCUUGGAAUAACCUAUAUUUUCAUAACUCUAUCCUGUAAUAUUUUAUUUUGAAUUAAAAGGGAGGGGGCUAAAGAAGGAAACGUGUGGACGGGGGGAGGGGAGGGUGGAGUAGAGGCUUUAGGACACCGAGUCUUUUUACUUUUUUUUUUCUUUAUCUUUUUUUUUUUUUUGGAGGUUGUAAAUAUGUUUGUGCUGCAUUGGAAUCUCAAUGUUGGUCUAAAUUAAAUGCAGAGUUUUCUUUAUUUUAUUAAUUUUCUUUUUCCAUCACCCUGCUUUUUGUAGAAGAGAAAGAGGGAGAGAACAAGAGCAGUUUCCUCACUCCAGUUGUAUGGUUCUUAUCUGUGGGUAGUCCAGUCCAGCCUGUCCGACAGGAGAUGCUUCGUUAGUUUUUUUUUUCUGACCUCAUGGCUGCAUCUCAAUAUGACCGACUCCUGUCUGAUUCAUUUGUCUAAUUCAUUUGUACAGCACAAGUCAUGAUGGAUGUGUCUGUUUGAAGUAGCUUCAUCUCCAUUAUCUUCCACACACCGCCUAGAUGAAACACUUGAUAGGAGUAGCAUUAUUUUUAAAUCAUUGCUCAUGAGUGAAGUGAAGAUAAAAAGACAGUGCUGCUGAGAUGCUGCCCCCACUCCCUCCCCCCACCUGUCUCCUCUCCUGGGUAUGUUUGGUACCAUGGUUCUAGAUUAUGAUGUCUUUUUACAGUGCUUUACUUUUUAUGUUUUACUUUUUUACAAUAUAUGGAUAUAAUUAGUGGAUAUAGUUUUUUUUUUUUUUUCUGGCACCAGUCACCACAAAAGACAAUUGGAGCUUCUUUUUAUUUAUUUAUUUUUUUUCCCCCCAUACAAAGUAACUCAAAAUUCUGGUAAGCUCCGCAAAAACACACCAUCCCCAGCAUGAAGCCUGGUGGUGGCAGCAUCAUGCUGUGUGAAGGCUCGCUGCAGCCUGCCCCGGACGCUUUGUGACAGUCAGCGACGGGUUCAGUAGCACAGAGGGAAAAUCUGAGCAUCAAAUUAGAAGCCAAAUGAGCAGCGGAGGAGGAGGGAAAUGGAAACAAACCCUUUUUCCUGCAUUGUGAAAAAAACCGACUUAAAUUUAAACCUGAAUCUGGCAGAAUGAUGGUUUUUCUUCUGUAAUCCGAUCAAGCAAAGAGAUGUGAGAGGGUGGGUGGUGACAGGCCGAUCCUCAUGCGGCUGCCAAAAUAAGAAUGAUCUUAUUGACAUGAACACUGUGGUUGACCGCCACCUCUUUAAUGUCCGCAGCUCUCGAUUAACCCAGUGGAUGUUAAAACGCAUUGUGACCACUGGAUUUAUGUAGACGGAACAGCUACCACAGUUCCAGACUAUAUAUGAAGACUUCAAAUUUAUGCAUCGACUGAGCUUGAGAGAAGUUCUAAUGGAUCCCAACAGCAGCUGUCAUUUUAAAAAGAAUUCUGACAUGCUAUUAAAAACAUCGAUCUAGAAGUGAGAUGAAGGCCGAAUCGCUGAAAACCGCUCUCAAGCAUUUUUAAGAUGCAACUAAUGGAUAAACGUUUGAGGGUUUUUUUUUUUUUUUUGCUAUUUCUGCACAAAGUAUGUCAAUUAAAUAAGACAAAUUCUAAUUAAAUCCACAGCUGUAAAAUGGUAAAAUAUUAAAGAGAUCAAAUGUGUGCUGGGUACUUUUCGUAGCCACGGUAUUUCCAUUAAAAAGGCCAGGUUGUGUUCAUGUGAAUCAAAAUAGGGGGAAAACAUGUUUGAGAUGGUGUAUCUCAACACGAUCACGGAUUUAUGAAAUGGCUGUUUUUGCUGUUCCUUGUUUUCAAAUGUGUCGUCACGCUGGGAGACAAACAGCUGCGUCUUUUCCAAUGUUUAAAAAAAAAAAAGGAUGAACAAGAGAAAAGGUGGAAGCCCUUGCGAUGAAUGGUGGAAAUUUUGUCUGCCACUUUAUACGAGUUCUCUUAAAACCGGUUUUGUCUCUUUAUAUGUCUUUGAGGUUUUGGUACAAGUUUUAGAUUCCUGAGAGUGGAAAAA